UGUUGGUGGUAAAUGACAGGUUGUCAUUUGUUGUAAAAUAAAUAAAUUUCAUUAAAAUUCAGCUAAAAGUUAAUAUGUUAUUCAUUAAAAAGAUUUAAAAGAAAUGAUAAGAAUAAAUGACCAUGUUGCACUAGACGUCAGUGGGCCAGGUGAUAGAUUAUUGGAUAAAAGAAAACCAGAGAGUUUUAAAAGGUCCUGGAACAGACAACCAAAAAGCGUGAAAAACCUUAUAAUCACAAUAGGUAUAAUACUAUGCCUGACCCUAGUUUAUUUAGUUUUGAUAGAACCAAAGUCCACUGUGAUAUCGGUGGAUCAUAGCAAUAGUGAGAAUAGACUUAAAAAUAUAAGGAACGAUCCCAGAGAUGUGGAGCAACCUUUUAAUGAAGUUAAUAGGGAGAGUCAGGUGUUAGAAGAGCCCAAUGAAGCAGCAGUAGACAAUAAUGUUAAUGUUAAGCACAAUGAUGUUUUACAACCACCAAAAAUUAAUACAGAAUUUACUGGGCCUACCACCAGUAGACAGCAAGCCGUAGUAAACGCCUGCAAACAUGCCUGGAAGGGCUACAAAAAAUUCGCCUGGGGUCACGACCAUUUGAAGCCCAUUUCCGAAGGCUACCAAGACUGGUUCAACCUGGGCUUGACGAUCGUCGAUUCUUUAGACACCCUGUAUAUUAUGGGGUUGAAAGAAGAGUAUCAAGAAGCUAGAGACUGGGUGGACAAAAACCUGCAUUUUGAUAUAAACAGGGAUAUUAAUUUAUUUGAAGUUACCAUAAGGGUUUUGGGUGGAUUACUGGGUAUCCACCAUUUAUCCAAAGAUGAUAUGUAUUUAAGAAAAGCCGUUGACUUAGCCGAUAGACUUUUGCCUUGCUUCGAAUCCGAAUCGGGAAUCCCCUUUUCCGACGUGAAUUUAGCCACAAGGAAGGCUCACGCGCCAAAAUGGUCGCCCGAUAGUAGUACUUCCGAAGUUAGCACUUUACAGCUAGAAUUUAGGGAUCUUAGUCGAAGUACUGGCGAUCCAAAAUAUGAGACUGCAGUUGCUAAAGUGUCAGAGCACAUACACAAUUUAGAGAAAAAAGAUGGCUUAGUUCCUAUAUUUAUUAAUGCGAACACUGGACAAUUUAGGGCUUACUCGACUAUAACUUUGGGCGCCAGAGGCGAUAGUUAUUACGAAUAUUUGUUGAAACAAUGGAUACAGACUGGAAAGUCGAUUGAUUUUCUGAGGGACGACUACAUCGAGGCGGUAGCGGGCAUAAAAGAGAAACUGGUCCGUCGUACAGUACCGAACGGCUUCACCUUCAUAGGCGAGCUUUUGGGCGGCGGGAAAGAGUUCAAACCGAAAAUGGACCAUCUCACCUGCUAUCUGGCCGGCACCUUGGCCCUCGGGGUGCACAACGGCAUGCCGGACGGCCAUUUGCGACUGGCCGAGGAGCUGCUGGCCACCUGCUACCAAACUUACGCGCAGCAGCCGACGUUUUUGGCGCCCGAGAUCACCUACUUCAAUAUACAGGGUGAAAAUUCGAACGAUAUGUACGUUAAAACUAACGAUGCACACAAUCUUCUCCGUCCCGAAUUUAUCGAGAGUUUGUGGUACAUGUACCAGUUUUCCGGUAAUGUUACCUACCAGGAUUGGGGCUGGCAAAUAUUUCAGGGCUUCGAGAACUUCACGAAAGUGGCGAACGGUUACACGUCGAUAGGCAACGUGCGCAACACCGCCAACGUCCGUCCGCGCGACAUGAUGGAGUCGUUUUUCAUGAGCGAAACGUUAAAGUAUCUCUACUUGCUGUUCAGCGACAAUCCGAAACUGAUAGACCUCGAUAAGUACGUUAUAAACUCGGAGGCGCAUCCUCUGCUGGUGCGCGACUCCUGAGCCAACAACGAGAUUACGUAUUAUUAACGAAAGAAGAAAAAUCUAGUCGAAACAAUAAAACAGUUUAAAACUACGCGUUUAAGGCUUGUAACGGUACCAUUGCGUCCGGAAACUGGCGAAGACAGCAAGUUCCAGGGAUGAUGAUAACAUCCUUAAAAUGUUCUGUCUUUGUUAGUUUAGGACCCCAGUACAAAAAAGACUCAUAAAAAUUGAUUUUAUGGAUGGAAAAGUUGUCUGUAACUUAUUUUUAUUUAUGAG
Messenger RNA from Brassicogethes aeneus, 2122 nucleotides. The record is from the annotation of a GenBank genome assembly. Lineage: Eukaryota; Metazoa; Arthropoda; Insecta; Coleoptera; Nitidulidae.